AUGGCUUCCUUCCGUACUGGAGGAGCCAUUCCGCACGCCCACGAGGGAGUGUUCCGCCAGCCAGCGUUGCUGCGCGUGCUACUUGGACUUGUGCGCGACGUGCGAGCAGCGGCGAACGUCCACGUGACCAAGUGUGACCCGAGCUUGGUGCCUGUAGAGGGCAUGUCUGCGGCUGCAUCUACCUCUGUCAGUGUGCAGCAGCACCAGCCCCUCCAGGAUUGCUUGCUGGCGCACGGCAUUCUGAAGCGAUUGCAACCGCUGAGCUCCGAGUCCAGCGACAACGAAGUGGCUGAGGAGAGUCGUGCUCUGCUUUGCACCAUCGUCAAUGAGCUGCUGACUGCAGAUGCUGAGGUGUCUUCACCGUCGCCCCCUCGAUUGUUGCUGGCGAUGCACACGCAGGGGUACGAUGUUACGCUGGUACCAACGUUAGUGGCUCAUAUGCCGGCGAUGAAGCUCAUGUGGGACCACUGGAUGGUACCAACUUCGUCCAACUCGUCGGGUUCUUCGUCGUCUCGCUCAGCUACACCGGGGACGAAGCCGCUGAUGGGGUUCGUGGCUGAAGGUGCUGAGAAGGACCUCCCCAAGUGGCGCUUCCGACUGCGCGUGAACGCCGACCCGAGCGCGGAGCUGGUUUGCAUUGAGGAGAGGGGGAGAGGCAUGAACGGCAGUACAGGACUGUCACGCUCCGACAAGGUGUCGGCGAUUUCUGCAGCAUCACCUACAGCAUCGAGUUCCAGUCCGCGCGUGUAUAUUCCGGUGUCGCCGAAUACAUUGAGUCCGAGAUCUGCUGAAGCUGUUGGCGAUUCGAGCACACUUGGUAGCGGCAGCGGACUCGUGAGUUCUAUCAAGAAUUUUAAGCGCAAGAAGAACGCUCGAGAGCGGCUUCACCCUCUAGAGAGCGAGUCUCCGCGCUAUCCACGACACUACCAGCAGCAGCGGCAUCUUCCAGUUGUUCCAUCGUCGCCAUCCCGUUAUCCUGAUUCACCUCGUGCACCAAAAGGAGCUCUCGAAGACUCGGAUGAUGAAGUGAUCCAGUUGAAGCGGUUGAACGCCCACCUGGCAUCGGGCGAGACGGUUGAAGAGUGGAUCCGGUCGUACGAAGUGGAGCGUGGCAACUUCGCUUCGUUCGCUAUGUUCACUGAGGUCAAGCUGGACGAGGUGCAGGAGGGAUAUGUGGAGCAAGUCGGCCGACCGAAUGCCGUGGAAGCAGCAGCGUGCUGUGCCACGCUGCUGAAGAUGCUAGGCAUCGUUGGGUGCUACCGAACGUUGUUGGAGAAAAUGUCGGCGGGGAUCCAAGGCGCCAUCUACCUUCCAGACGCCUCAUUGUCGUCCAUAGUCACGGACGCAACCUCGCCGGACGCGAUGUUCGCGCUCGUGCAGAGUUUUUACUCCCGCACUCCGUACUUUGAGCGCGUUCGCGAGCUGAAGAAGACGCUUCUAGCAAGUCGGAGUAUCACGGAUCCGACUGUGCUGCGAGCAGUUAGCGUGGAUGAUGUGGCUCGAAUCUUCCAGUACGUUCCAUUCGCUCACGUCCAAGCGGGGAUCGCAAAGGUCUACGCCACCAACUCAGCCAAGCUGGAUCAGCUUGUGAAUGCCUUGCAAGAACAACAAGGUUUGUUGUUAUUGAGACGGAAAGAAAUGGGGAUCAAUGAUCCAGACUACCCUGUACAUGUUCCGCUCGCUACGAGUGCGCAGAUCUGCCGCGCUAUCACUCACAACGCCGCAAGUUUCAGCUCCAGCGGCCGAGACAUGAUCCUCUGUGCUAUCGUGGGGUUGGUAGACGCCGACUCGUUCCGAGCACUUCGAUCUUCACGGGAAGAUGUGCUUUUUGCAUACUUGACCUACACUGAAGGCAUGGAUCAGCUGGAGCUUGUCGUGGACGCGCUGCCUAAUGCGGGCGAGUCGCUCUUCCGCUUGUACCUCGCUACGUGCUCUGGCAGGGUCGGAGAUCUACCGGACGAGAGUCCCAAGGACGUGUUCUUCUUGAAGCUGCUGAGCCCCGACAUGGGGCGACCUGGACGCGAGGAGCAGUGGCUUCUGCUGUCGAAAGAGUACGAGAAGAACGACAAUGAGCGCAAGGCCCGGAAGCUACGACGAGCCAGCGUGAACGCGUCGGACUUUGACAUUGAGAUCGAAGAAGACACGACCGACGGGCGAUCUAUGUCCCAGUCGUCCACAGCAGCAUCGAUCGAGCGCUUCCAGAUUAUCAUGCUGAACUACCUGCGGCACCACAGCUUAUCCAGCGCCCAACUACUGCAGCUUAUGCUGAAGACGCUGUUCAAGAUGCUGUCGCGAGAGGAGAGGGCGGCGUGGAUUGACCGGAUCAACUUUAAACACCCAACGGACAGCUACAAGAAGAGGAUCCAAGACCUGAAAGACGCGGUCGCAGCAGCGAAGAGCGCACCUCCAGAUCUUAGUGACCCCGGGGCGCAUAUCUCCCGAAUGAAGGCGGAUCUGAAAGUGCGCUGGCUGGAGGCGAUCAUGGAGUACGCGUUGAACGAAACGGAGAGCUCAGCGAGGCUGGCGGCGCUCAAUCAGGCUCAUCAGCCGUUUGCAAACGUGAUGAACUCGCCCUCGUGCGUGAGCGCUGUCGAAUCCACCGAGCUGCCCCUCGCCCUCUCCUUCUUCACCGGCUCCACGAGUGUCUUUAUCAUCCUCGCGCUUGGAACGUCGUGCUCUUCGACUUCCGAGUCGUGA
Messenger RNA from Phytophthora sojae, 2697 nucleotides. RefSeq lists its product as hypothetical. Gene Ontology annotation, biological process: snRNA 3'-end processing. The transcript has 9 exons. Gene Ontology annotation, cellular component: integrator complex. The record is from RefSeq and is a predicted model, not a curated record. Bases 1 to 2697 code for a protein of 898 amino acids. Lineage: Eukaryota; Oomycota; Peronosporomycetes; Peronosporales; Peronosporaceae.